AAUUACAAGCGAGCUUUUGGUUACAGUAGAACGACAUUUUAUAAAGCCGGUUGAGAUAGAACCGAUAAUUCUUAGUUUUUCAACAUAUGCUGUUUUCACAUACAAAUUGUAACAGCAAUGCAGCUAUGACAGCCCCGGCAGAAGAAUUAGCAGGACUACCCCCAGAAGUCAUUUGGGAAUAUCAAUUUCGGUUGAUUUUAGUCGGAGAUUCGACGGUGGGAAAGAGUUCACUGCUCCGCCGUUUCUGUGAUGGGAAGUUCGUGGAGGUGUCCGAUCCCACAGUGGGAGUGGACUUCUACGCAAGACUUAUUGAGGUAGCGCCGGGGCGGCGAGUCAAGCUGCAGCUGUGGGAUACCGCUGGCCAAGAAAGAUUCAGGUCGAUAACCACGUCUUAUUACAGGAACUCGGUUGGCGUGAUGCUCGUCUAUGACAUUUCAAACAGACAGAGUUUCGAGAAUUUGCAGGAAUGGCUGAUCGAGGCCCAGGAAAAUGUAAUCUAUCCCCACAGCACCACGUACAUGGUGGUGGGUCACAAAUCAGACUUGGGAGAGGACACCAGGGAGGUCCUCAAAGAAGAAGGGGAACGCUUUGCCCAGGCCUACGGGAUGAGGUUCAUUGAAACGUCCGCCAAGGCCUGCACCAACGUGGAGGCAGCAUUCUCCGUCAUGGCGAAAGAGAUCUAUGUCAAGUUGAAAGACGGUGACCUGCGCAUCAUGGAAGGCUGGGACGGCAUCAAGGGUGGGUUUACGGCGCCGCGGGAAACGCUACGGUUAGAAGAACCUGAAGAGAAGCCUAGGAUAUGCUGCUAAGAAACUUCAUGCUUUAUGCUGGUUUCAAAUUCUUAGUAGAACCAUUAGUAAUAAGAUAUGUUUCAUUUUUAAAAUUAUGCACACACACAUUACAAAGAGCAGGUGGUGUCAACCAUUUGCUACGAAAUCUAGAUCAAUGUAUCUCAUAUUACAGAUUGCAUCCUGAUUCCUGAUUCAUGUUCUGAAUUGAAAGGUUUUUAGAUGCACUAGUUAGGAUAAUGUUCCAUUAUCCAUGAACAUUUUCAAUAAAAUGUUAUGAUAAGUUGUGUUAGAAGAUAUUCACAUUAUGUGACUAAGACGCUGACAUUUUUAAAGAUUAUCUCUAAUGCCUCUGAAAUAGGCCUGUAUUUUUGGUGUAAAGUCGUUCAGGCAUUUUAAUGUGAAUAGGUAGACGAGCUUAUCAAUUUGGUUUCUUAAAUCUAGGCAUCUGCAAAUGGUUAACACUACCUGGGAGAAAGAGCAAGAUUAUUUAUGAUCUUUAUUUUAACUUGAGCUACCGGUAAUAAUAUGUUUUACUUUUCCUCUAAUCAUGAACGUGUCAAAUUCUGUUUGUUGAUCAAUUCAACUUAAAUUUGAGAUUACAACUCUUUCAGGAGAAAUGUUACACUGCAGUAUAUAUUUGAGUGUUCUAUUUAUGUGAAGAAAUAUGCAUUUGUUUGUUAAUAGCAUUGAAAUUACUUUUCGCUAUGAUAUAAGUCAAGUACAAAAAAAGAUAGAUGAUCUUUUUCUAGAAAAAAAUAUAUACUCCCCCUCCAGACACAAGAUUUAUGAUAAAAAUUAACAAGAAAACAUUCCAAAGAUGUGUCUUUUGUAUUGAUAAACGUUAUUGAAUGAAUUGAAGUUCUAAAAGUUCUAUUUUACAAUAUUCUUAGUCAAAAUAUUAGAUAUAUUUCGGUUUUCAAAUUCAGAGAAAGAAACGUUUGUGGAUCAUCUUAAAUGGCAAACUUACUUAUUAGGUCAACUAAAAGGACUGUUUGUACAGAGUUAAUGAGGUGAGAUGAAAGUACAGUGUACAAAAGUACAUUAUAGAAAGUACAUUAUUGCUAUCUUUCUUCAUUCUCCAAUAAUACAAAAAUGGCUCGGUACUCCCGUAGCCAUUUACUCAUAUUUCUUCAUAGUUUUCAUAAAUUUUAAUUCAUGAAAAUAAAUAAGAACUCUUCAAUGUCUAGAAAUCACAACUUUGAUGCAAGGAUAAUGUUUGACAUAUAUUCAUGGCAAUUAUAAUCUUCAAUGCAUGUAACAUGUAAGUUAUGUCAGUGCUUUGCAUCAUGACUCAUCUAGUGUGUAGCACUUUUUUUUUAAAAUCCGCAUUAUGGUGACGGGGUUUUUAAUAACUAACAUUUUUUUGGUGUGUGUACAUUUACGUGUACACCAUGCCGUUUCGAAUGAUCUUUCUUCCAUGUAACUUUCCUUUUUGUAUAUUUCCUUUAUCCAUACUUUUCACACACACAAAUCAAGAGUAUGCCAUUUUGCCAGACAUACUUACAGUACAUGUACAUGUAUUGUACAUUCUGUAUGUGUAUUUUUGUUUAAAGCCUAAUAAUGAUUAAAAAUAAACCUUGUAAAAAGAAAGAUAGAUUUAAUUUUGUGAUGAAUAAUUUUCUGCAUUGUACUUAUGUAUUUUUUGUUUAUUACAAGUUAUAUUGUAUGUUAACAUUUUAAAGCAUGUAUUUGUACAUGUAUGUGCUUAUUAUUAAUGUAGUGGUAUUAUUAUGAUGCAUUAGAGGAAAGCAUUAAAUCAUUAGAACUUAAUCAUUGGAAAGAAAUACAUUAAUGACAUUUAAAUGUAGGUGAUAUUGGUAUUAUACAAUAAUUUAUGAAAAUUGUGCAAUACAUACGUGAACCAUCCUUAGGAGAGUUGUAAUAGUGCUACGUAAACUAUGUAUUUAUGCCUUUGUGGCGUAGUGUCAUAAAUAUCUUAUGUUUUUUGCAUGUUCAUGUACCCUUAUGGCCUUUUAAUUGAUAACAAUCACAUGUGAGCAUGUGUUAUUGUGUGUACGGUAGAUUCAGAUUUACAUGUUGAUGUAUUGCAUACAGGGCAGGGGGGCGUUGCACAAAGCCUUUUUUCAAUGACAAAUAACAAAAAUUAGUGACAAAUCUGCUGAUAACCAAUCAGAAGCAAGGAUUUCAGCAGCUUAUAACACAAAUUGUCAUUUGCCACUGAUGACAAGUUUUGUGAAACGCCCCCCAGGGCCGGAUACUCAAUUUCCAAUGUAACCAACUGCCACUGGCUAUUUUUGAAAAUCAAACUUGUGUGAAUUGUCACGUGCUAGCUGAUGCAUUGGCCGUGUUAACCAUGACCCAUAUGGACCGGCGGCUAGUUAUUUGAGCACAUCUUAUUGUAUUUUUGUUCAUGUUUAUAAACACGGAUUACUACACUCGUAGUUGUACCCAAAUGUUUCAUGCAGAUUCACUAUACAGUAUUGCAGAAAUUGUUUUCAAUUUGUACUGAAAUUGGGCUGUUAUGGAUUUUUUUUUUUAAUGUCAACUUAUGCGAGUACAUUUUAGUGUUUAUAAGCUACAUGUAGGUAAAUUUAAAAAACCUUUCUACAUGUACGGUGUACCUCUGUAACUGUGCAGCAUCUCAACUAAACAAAAAAAAAGAAAAAAAGUUAGAGCUGUAAAUUCAUCUAUAGAUAUAGGAUGAAUCCCUUUAGAUUUUUGGGAACUUAGCUCACUAGAUAUACGGUAGCCAGAAAGCUUCAAUUUUCCUCAGAAAAUCAUGUCAGUAUGUACCACAAUGUUGUCAUGUAGUAACCAGGCAUUCAAUUUGCGUAGCAGGUCACGAGUCCCCUAAAUUAAGCUACAGGUUUAGCAUUUUGCCCAUUUGAAAGAAAAGAGGGGGAUUACUCAUUUGUGUGAGCUGUAACCUUUCAGCGAAGAUUCUUCAUAUUUUAUGCGCCAUAAACAAAAAAGAGUUGUAUCUGCAUUCUGCAGCAAUCAUAAACAGUAUACAAAUAUUGACUGCUUUAAGGGGCAUGGUUACAACUAUUGCCCAAGGUGAUCUCAAAACUGUUCUGUGAUCGGAGAUUAAGUCUCCAGAUCACAGAGGAGCUAUAGUUUCAACUGAGAUCUAAAAAUAGGCAGUCAAUAUUUGUUAUAUACAUCACAUCACAUUUAUUACAAAAAAUAAUCGCUUGAUGUCCAAAAAAUAUCCAUUUGCUUACAAGUAUAUGGAAAACUAAUGAGGGAUAGUUCUACACUGACUGUAUGCCUUUACAUGUACAUUGUAGUCAAUGAAAAAGUAUUUUAAUGUAAUGGAUUUACAGUUUUACACAUGCAUGUAAGUUAUUAUUUGUACAUGUAUUAUAAGUUGCAGUAUAUUUCUUUACAGGUACAUGUAUUUAAUUUCAUGUUAAUAGCAUUGUUUCUACCUCCCAUAAACUGCUUGUUAUCAACAUCAACACUGCAUCCAUCAAAUGCUGUAAAACAACUAGAGAUACAAAAAUCCCACAUUUGCUCUUUUUGUUACCUUUGCUGCCAAAGUGUAUAUGAUAUCUUUUGUUGUUAUUAUUGGCAUUCUGCUGCAGAUAUUUAUUAGGUAGAAGCUAGAAAGGAUUGAGCAUUAUGAAUUAUUCAUCUCUAUUCCCAUUUGAAGGUCUAAUUUGUUUGUUUUUAAAUCAUUUUUUAAAGCUCAAGUUGGUAGUAUAGACUCUUCAUUUUUUUUUUUUUACUGAGGCUGAAAUAUUGCAUAUGAUAUUCUGGAUUAUGUAGUAAUAGGGUAGUGUAAAAUAUCAAUAAUUUUUUGACAAUCUUGAUUCAAUUGAAUUGUACAUAUGCACUAAUUAUGCACAGAUGCUACAUAUUACAAGGAACUCCAGUGUGUGGAAAAAACCCUUGCCCAUCCACUGUGUCGCAUGCUACACAGUAACACUGUUAUUCUUGUUUUCCUUUUCUAGUUAAAAUGUAACACUUAUAUAUCUGUAUGCAAUGUAUCUUAAUUUUAGUUGUCUACUAACCAGAUGUAUGAAGCAUAUUGUCUUGUAAGAUGUUACUUGAAGGGUGUUUAUUCGCAUAAAUUAUUUAUGUAUCGUUCUUUGAGAGCCAGAAGACAGAAGAAUGUUGACCCAUGUAUAAUUUUACAUCAGGCCUGUCUUCAUCAGCUCGAGUUUGCCAAAUAAUCCGCUAUUUUAAUUAUCCCGAUCGCAAAUUAGCCAGUUAAUUUGCACCUUCAUCAGCCUGCAGUUGCAAUUAGCGGGAUAUUUGGUCAAGAAGAUAUCCUGAGAAAUAUUGGUCUUGUUUAAAAAAUAUCCUGCUAUUUGGGAAAUAGCGGGUUAAUUUGCACCCGUCCGAGCUAGUUUGUGAUUUGUGUAUCAGUCUCAUGAAGACACAAUUUCGAGCUUCAGGAUAAUAUCCCGAGUCUGACGAUAGCUGGUUAUUUGGCAAACUCAAGCUGAUGAAGACAGGCCUAACGACAUAAAAGGAAAUCCAUCCUCAAUAGCAAACAACGCUAAAAGAAAGCAGAGAAGUAGACUGGUGAAAGUUUGAAGGAAAUGGGACAAAAAGGAAGAAAGUGAUGAAUAUUUAAAAUUUGUAAUCAUUAUACUUCACAUUGGCUGAAUAGGUAAUGUCACCAGGAUGUUGUUUUUCUUCAAAACAUGUUGACUCAGGAGGGUAUUUUCUGCUAAAAAUAUACCAGCCAUAAUUUAUAUUCAGUAGUGCCCCAAGGAAGAAGGUACUUGAAAGAAAAAACAGAAAUUGAUGAUAGUUUUAUAUACAACGAUCGGGAGAGUAGUCCAACGGUCACAAUCCAAUGACAAAAUUAGCAAUUUGAAAUUUGCUUGGCUGUAUAGAGGUGUCAUAUUUCAAACAUUUAUAUUUUCCUAAUUGUUGUUUUGAGUUGCCCUUUAACACCCUUUUAGCUCUCAACAGAUGAUGUAUAUUUAAUGCCUUCCUGGCUCUCAGUGUACAUGUGUAUUAUCAAAUCAUCCAAGGAGCAUAGAGAUACCUCCUUGAAUGAACUACCGGUAUCUGUCUUGCAUGGAACAUGUGUGAAUUCAAAUUUAUGAACCCUGCAAAGCUUCCUUGUGUUCUCAUGCCCUUUUUACGUCAGUUUCAUGGAUGUACAUAGAUUUUUUUUUUUAACAGAUGACACAUUUUAAUGUAUUGUUCUAAAGAGAAAUAUUCUAAACUUGAUGCUGCUAGCAUAGGGGGAAGUAGACUAUUAUCUAGUUAAAGCGACAAAAUUAAUGUGUAUGAUAUUUUGAUGGUAAUGGUUGAUAUUGUGAGGUGAUCCAAUUCUUCCCGAAUGUGUCACCAGUGCAUGCUCCUGAAAUGAUGUCAAUGUCUCUAAAUAGGAUGAAUAUGAAUUUUGAAAGAAAAUAUGUACGAGUAAGUUUUAUGUCUGAUCAUGUAGUAGAGGGGAACUAUCAUUAUGAUGAGGCUGCUUAGACAACCCCCCCCCCCCCCAAAAAAAGAAGAAAAUUGCCUGUUUUUUUUUAAUUCUCUAUUUCUCUCUUUUUUUUUAUUGGACUAAUUUUGGUCAAGGUUUAUGGGAAAUAAUUGUGCUUCUGAUGGUCCAAUGAAGGUCAAGCAUCAACCUACUUAACCCAAAUAAAAAUCAUGAGCUGCAACUGAAUGCAUGAACAAAACCUAUUUCAUGAUAAAAAAAUUAUUUUGUGAUGAAAUUUUUUAUUCUCUGUGCCACAGACUGCAUUGGCAAGGAUGAAAAUGAUACUUUAUAGAAAAGAAGAAAAAGGGAAGUUGGCGCCAUUUAAAUCAGUUAAUCAGUCAAAUUGCUUCAUCUGCAUUUAAGAAUGCAGGCCGGGGUACAGUAUGAAGUAUGUGAUGAUAAUUACCAUUUUCAAACAGGAAUUCCCAUGUGUAUAAUUCAUGUAUCAAGCACUAUGACUCUUUAUGUACUUAAUAAUAUCUCAAAUUCAUGACACCGUUUGAAAAUCAAGUUUCAUUAUUUUGUUAUGUGGCGCAUGGUCAAAUAUUGUGAAGGCUCUCGCAUGGCACAGUCUGUAUAUGAGGCUACUCUGAAUGUGGACAUCAGCCUUUUUCAUGGGUUUGUUAGGCAUUGCACUUUUCUUCAAUUUAUUUACAAACACACUGAAGUUGAGAAAUGCGUUAUUUGUUCUCUCUUGUCAUUUUGGGAAUCGAUUCCUUAAUAUUUAAACCUGUGAACAGAAACAAGAUGAAAAUAUAUAUUGUUUUUUCAUUGCUUCAUUUUGUUGUUGUGGCAUUAUUAUUCAUGCCUUUAUUCCCCCUACAUACAUGUUUUUGCCCUGUUACUGCAACUUAAUUUGAUUGAUGUGUAUAUUAACAUCUUGGUGUGCAGUAUAUAUUAUGACAAUGUCAAAGUAAACUGUGAGCAAAACCAAA
This is a messenger RNA of Strongylocentrotus purpuratus (purple sea urchin), 7136 nucleotides long. Its product is annotated as ras-related protein Rab-39B-like. The transcript is spliced from 2 exons. Bases 87 to 809 code for a protein of 240 amino acids. Gene Ontology annotation, cellular component: Golgi membrane. Gene Ontology annotation, molecular function: GTP binding; GTPase activity. NCBI's taxonomy places the organism in Eukaryota, Metazoa, Echinodermata, Echinoidea, Camarodonta, Strongylocentrotidae. The record is from RefSeq and is a predicted model, not a curated record.